AUGGUCUUAGCGGAGCUUGGCGAGCAGAUCACGGGCGCCUUGCGCCGACUCCACACCGCGACCGUUAUCGAUGAACAGGUCGUGCAGGAGUGCGUGAUGGCGGUCUGCCGCGCGCUGCUGCAGGCUGACGUCCAUGUCAGGGUGGUGCAGCAGUUCAAAGGCGCAGUGACGGCGAGCAUCAACAACCAGCUCCGCUCGCAGUCGCAGGCUGCGGGCGCCGCGCCCUCCAGCAAGCCCGCGGGCGAGAAGGCCCGCGGGGGCGCGGGACCUUCCUACAAGUACGACACCUCGACCGGCGCGACGACGGAGGCCGGCGCGGCCUCGAGCAAAGACACUUUCCAAGAAAUCAACACGCGCGCGGCUGCCGUCGGCGUGAACUCCCGAAAAAUCAUUCAGAAAUGCGUCAUCUCGGAGCUGGUGGCCAUGCUCACGCCUGAGCGCCAGCCGUACGUACCGCGCAAGGGGGCAACAAACGUCGUCAUGUUUGUCGGGCUGCAGGGAAGCGGCAAAACCACCACUUGCACCAAAUAUGCGCAUUUUUAUCAACGCAAAGGCUGGAGAGUGGCGCUCGUCUGCGCAGACACGUUCCGCGCGGGUGCCUUUGAUCAGUUGAAGCAGAACGCGACGAAAGUCAGGAUUCCUUUCUACGGCAGUUACACGGAAGCCGACCCCGUCAAGAUCGCGGAGGAAGGUGUGGAGCAGUUCAGAAAGGAAAAGUACGAUCUCAUCAUCGUCGACACGUCCGGCCGACACAAACAAGAAGCUGCUCUCUUUGACGAAAUGAAACAAGUCGCUGAGGCAAUCGACCCGGAUGACGUCGUGUUUGUGAUGGACAGCCACAUCGGCCAGGCUUGCUUUGAGCAGGCGCAGGCCUUCACCGAGAGCGUAGACGUGGGAAGCGUCAUCAUCACCAAGCUCGACGGCCAUGCAAAGGGCGGUGGCGCGCUCUCUGCAGUCGCCGCGACAGGCUCGCCGAUCAUUUUCCUUGGUUCCGGAGAGCAUUUCGAUGACUUUGAGGCGUUUGAGGCGAACUCGUUCGUGUCCAGACUUCUCGGUCUCGGCGACGUCGGCGGCCUCUUCUCGACGCUGAAGGAGAUGGUUAGCGUGGAGAAGCAGCAGGAGCUGAUGGACCGACUGAGCAAGGGACGAUUCUCCCUCGAAGACAUGGGCGAGCAGUUUCGCAACGUCCUGAAAAUGGGUCCAAUCAGCAAGGUCAUGAGCAUGGUACCAGGCAUUGGAAGCAAUUUGAUCUCGAAAGGACAGGAACAGGCGGGCGUUCAGCGCAUCAAGCGCUUCCUCUGCAUCAUGGACUCCAUGACAGACGGAGAGCUCAAGGGUGAGAAACCUUUUACGGAGUCGCGAAUCAUCCGCGUGGCGCAGGGCUCAGGGACAUCUGUCGAGGAGGUCAAGCUCCUUCUUGAUCAGCACAAGCAAUUCAGCAAAAUGGUGGGCAAGAUGGGGAAGAUCGGCCUGACGAAGGAGAGCUCGCUGCAAAACCUCAUGCGGAAUCCGCAGCAGAUGAUGAACAAAGUCCAGUCGAUGCUGGAUCCCCGCAUCUUGCGACAAAUGGGCGGCGCAGGCAACAUGGUUAACCUGAUUCGCGAGCUCCAAUCGAAGGAAGGGAUGGAAGAGAUGCAAGAGGCGAUGCGCCAGAUGGGGAUGGGCGGCGGGUUUCCCGGAAUGGGCGGCAUGCGGCGCUAG
Besnoitia besnoiti is the source of this 1701-nucleotide messenger RNA. Its product is annotated as signal recognition particle SRP54 protein. Gene Ontology annotation, cellular component: cytosol; signal recognition particle, endoplasmic reticulum targeting. Gene Ontology annotation, biological process: SRP-dependent cotranslational protein targeting to membrane, translocation; SRP-dependent cotranslational protein targeting to membrane. Gene Ontology annotation, molecular function: ATP hydrolysis activity; 7S RNA binding; endoplasmic reticulum signal sequence receptor activity. Lineage: Eukaryota; Apicomplexa; Conoidasida; Eucoccidiorida; Sarcocystidae. The transcript is spliced from 12 exons. The record is from RefSeq and is a predicted model, not a curated record. Bases 1 to 1701 code for a protein of 566 amino acids.